AUGGAAUUUAUCGGCUCUCCCUUAGGCGCAACACCCGCCCAUCCAAGAUCAACAUCUAAUGGCUUUCUUCCUGCCAUCAGCACCGUGGGUUCACGCAAUAAGAACCAUUUGCCUUCGUACCCAUUGCCUCAGAGCUGCAAGCUCCCUCGGGUACCCAGUGCCUACUACAAACCAGCCACUAUCGAGCCCACUUUGGCUCCCUAUUCCAAGACUCCCCAGGAGUCAACCAGCAGCAAGGGGGUUCCAUUGAUUUCCAGCAGAACAACCCUCUUCCCCCGCUACACCACUGACGACUGGCACAAGUCCAAUCAGACCAACUACAAAGAGUCAAAGACUUGCCGGCAGUCAGCCGAGCUUCUGAGGCUUGAUACCUCCCGCCUCAUUCAGGAUAAAAACUGGCAGACAAAGAAAACACAGGAAGAAAGCUCUAAAACCCUUCAAGUGCGCAUCAAUGACAUGAAAUUUUGGAAAACAGAGCUCUACCGUGAGCUGGAUGAGAUGGUCAAGGAGACCAACGCGCUCACGGGUGAGAUAAGAGAACUGGAGAGAGCCUUGGCCAAGACAGAGGCCCCUCUGCAGGUUGCGGAGCAGUGCUUGCUCCACCGUGACAAGAGGCUGGGCAUCGACCUAGUCCAUGAUGACGUGGAGAAACAGCUUCUCACGGAAGUCCAUGUCAUCAGGUCGUGCCAGGAAAGGAUGCGGCAGUGCCUGGAUAUGGCAAAUGACCAGCUCAGGUCUAACAGGAUGGCCCAGCAUGAGCUGGAGAAGGACCUGGCUGACAAGCAGGUGGCCCACCGCAUCGAUGAAAGGUGCCACCAGCUGAGGAACACCUCUGAAGGCAUCAACUUCUACCGAGGGGUGGAGCGAAUUGAUGCCACGAUCUCCUUGCCAGAGUCAUGGGCCAAGUUCACAGAUGGCAACAUCCUCCGCUCCCAGAAGGAACGGGCAGCCUCUGCCAAGAUGCGGAAUAACAUCAGAGAUCUGCUGGCGGUGACGGCCAACGAGAUGAUGUGCCAGUUCAAUGAGGUGAACGUCGCCUUCAGCAACCGCAUCGCUGAGACAGCCGAUGCCAAGGACAGGAUUCAGACCCAUCUGAGCAAGACACUGCAGGAAAUAUUCCAGAUGAAGAUGUACAUCGAAGCCAUUCGAAAAUGUAUUAGAGACAAAAUGGCUCCCUUUAAAGUGGCUCAGACCCGUCUGGAUGAGCGCACGUGGAGACCAAACGUAGAGCUGUGCCGGGACAACGCCCAGCUGCGCCUUGUCAAAGAAGUCUAUGAAAUCGAUGAGACGGUCCAUACCCUUCAGCAUCGGCUGAGAGAUGCUGAGGACACGCUGCAGAAGCUGGCUCAUCUCAAGUCGACCCUGGAGCACGACUUGGCUGCCAAAGCCAACACACUCUUCAUUGAUCAGGAGAAGUGCAUGGGGAUGCGCAAAACCUUUCCCCAAACUGUCCGCAAGAUUGGUUAUGUUUAGACUGGGCGCAGCUGAACUCCCAGUAUCUGUUGUGGGAGGCGUUCCUAGUUUCGCUAAGAUUCUUCAAAUUCUACUGUUAGACUCUCUUAUUAAAAGCUGCAAUAAAAACUACUCAACCACUUUGUGUGUUACGUGGCCUACUGAGAUUUUCAUUUUCCUUUGGUUCUUCCCUUGCACUGUGUGCCAGAAAGUACCUGA
Molecule: messenger RNA, 1671 nt
Organism: Cuculus canorus (common cuckoo)
Lineage: Eukaryota; Metazoa; Chordata; Aves; Cuculiformes; Cuculidae
Product: tektin-3-like
Exons: 7
Coding region: 1-1473 (490 amino acids)
Biological process (GO): cilium movement involved in cell motility; cilium assembly
Cellular component (GO): sperm flagellum; microtubule cytoskeleton; nucleus
Source: RefSeq, a predicted model, not a curated record